CCUGCUGCGGCCGUCCCGGGCCCGCCGGUGCUUCCGAGGGCGGCAGGCUUCCCGAGCCGGCCACGGCGCCCUAACAUACAUGAUUACAUUUAUAGAGAGAGGUGCAUAUGAAAGGGUACUUAGGCUGACCUCGUAAUGAGAAACGAGGCAAUUCCUGCUGGCCAAGGGAAUGUUUUCUGCGCAGGUACGCGAUGCUCCGCUGCUGGCUGUGACAGACCCCGGCCGGGUGCGAAGGUGCCCGACCUCCCAAAAAGGAGAGAGUGGCCCGGUGGUCCCUGGGCUCUGCACCAGGCUGCUCACCUGCAAGAACAGACCAUGCCCAGGCCCUGCCGAGGCUCCCGUGGCAGCAUGUUAGAUCCCAAGGAGGAGCGCUUUACAGAGAAAUCAGUGCUUGCCCAGGCAACAUUUGUUUUUGAAAAGAAGGAUCGUUCUUUGAAGCGGCCUGCAGAAGACCCAGUUUGCAAAGCUGAAAAUGAUUUCAUUAGCUGUUCCAGAAAACGUGCAAGAUCAUCAUCUUUGACUUUCCAGAAGUCUGACUCUCAGUCUAGCACUGAUACAGCUCUCACACAGAAAAGAGGGAGAUCAUCUUCGUUUAACAUCCUUCCAAGUUUUCCUCCCUCCCAGACAGUAAAGAAGAAUAACAUAUUCAUGACCUCAGCUCUUCUUCAAAGAAAUCCUGACAUCAUCAAAACUACAAGAGAAGGAUCCUUGUCACCAAGUCAAUUGUGGAAUGUCAUUAGACCUGCCACUUUACAGCCCCCACAAGCCCUGACCUGUCCUGAAAUUCCUGUAGUAUCUCUAUUGACUAAGAAAGAAGCAUGUGUUCAGAUAUCUGAAGACAGCUCUUAUUCAUCAGCUGAGAAUUCAUUAAAUUCCAAAACUGCAGUGGGGUCAUCUACUACCAUGAAUCUUUCCAGCUCUCAAAAAACACAAAGUCAGUUGCUCAAAGAAAGAAGUGUACAAAACAGCAGCAAUUCUGAUUUUGUCUUUGGGGAAAACAUGGUUGAAAGAGUUUUGGUUGGAUCUGCACAUGCUGGCAGACUUUUUAUCAAGAGUCCUGAGAGGCAUCUCAAGUCGUGUAAUGAAGCUGAUCCACACAAAGGAGAAAUAACAUCCAUCUCCACAGGAUCUGCUCAUGUUGGGCCACAAACAAAAAGAGCUCUGUUGAGGAAUGCAACACUACUUGAAUCAGCAGCUGCUUGUAUUUCUAAGCCAGUGGAGAAAAUCCUUUUAGAUAAAGUUGAAGUUAUAACUGGAGAAGAAGCAGAACACAAUGUAUUGCAGAUAAACUGCAAGCUCUUUGUAUUUAAUAAGCUUUCUUUAACCUGGACUGAAAGAGGCAGAGGAUCCCUGAGGCUUAAUGACACUUCUAGCAAUAAGCAUGGAAUGUUGCAGUCAAGGCUAAUUAUGCGAAAUCAAGGUAGCUUGAGACUGAUUCUCAACACCCAACUCUGGGAACAAAUGGUUAUAAAAAGAGCAAACAGAAAGAGCCUGUGCUUCACUGCAACAGAUCAAGAGGACCAUUCUGUUCAAGUAUUUCUAACUCAGGCAAGCUCAAAAGACACUGAACACCUGUAUGCAGCAAUACAUCAUCGCCUUGUGGCCUUGCGAAGCUUUGCUGAGCAAGAGCCAGAUGCUCAUCAAGUAGACACAGAGUCAGAAACAGCUUUUCAGCCAUUAAACUGUGAUAGUGAUGAUGAUGAUGAAGAACUAACUGAAGUGAGCAGCAAUGGAUCUGAGAAUUCUGAUACAAAUACUCAGAAGGCAGCCAGCAAACAGAUUCUGAAACGUAUCAUUCUAGAUGGAACGGCAGGCGGUCUGUUGUCUGUUCAUGAUAUCUGCCAGAGGUUACAACAUCUCAGUUGGGAACUCAUCUUCCCAAAAUGUCUAAGCUGACUCACCAGCCCCUGGAGGGAGGAAAUCAGAUGCAUAUUACUUUAUGACUUUUAAGUAGAGAUUAAUUUUAGAGACAGCUUAAGUUUAAUUUGUUGAGAAAGAACUUCAGGUGCACUAUUGAGGAUUCCAGGCAGCCUACUUUGCACUGAGCUGUGAAUAAUAUGAUGGCUUCCAAUAGUCAAGAACUGGUACAAAGACUUGCAAUGUUAGAAUUAAAUAUAUUUAGAUACAUUACUAGAGUAAGGAUUUUUAUAGGGAAUAAGUACUUGUUCAUCAUAUUGAUGGAUAAUACCACAUAAGCAUGAACUAAUAAUAUAUGUGAACAGAUAUUUGUUACUUUUAGUCUGUUAUUUAAAAGAUGCACUUGGAAAGCUUUAAAUAGGGCUUCACUGAAAACAUUUAUUUAAAUUGUGUGGUAACAUUCAGCAUCCUGUUUGUGAGUACAUACAAGCAAAACCUGGGGUGGCAGUUUAGCAUGAUCAAGGCCUAUAAAAACCAGCCUUCAUACAAGAGGUUUUACUUAAGGUUUAUUUUGAAAAUAUCUGAAGUGGUAUACUGGCUGCAGAAUUUUGUUAAAGGGGAAAGAACUAUGAUCUGCAUCUUUCAGCUGUACACACCAAAAGAAUUUGCCAUGAAGAAGUAAAAUCCCAUUCUAAGGGCCAUAUGAGCUUUAAAAUUUAAAGUGUAUCUGGUUGCUCAUGAACACCUUUCUAGCUGAACAAAAUAAGCACCUGCGCUUGUGUAUAUUAAUUGUCCAUUUGAUAUACACAAAUAAAUGCAUGUACAGUACAAUGGGAUAUCUACAUUAAAAAAAACCAACAAAACCUUAAAUGUGUGAGAUUAUCUGAGAUACUUCUGCCUUAGUUGUAGCUAUUCCUAACAGCAUCACUCAUAUGAGUAUGUUAUACAUUCUCAUGUGCACAAUAAUUCCAACAGUGGCCAGGACAUGGUUGGUUUGUAAAAGUCAUUCCACAGACUACUGCGUUCUACUAAAGUAUUUUUCUGAGAAAAAAAUCUCCAAUUCUCUCUAAUACCUGUGAACUAAGACUUGCGGGGUCAUUCAUAAGCCCAUGCACAGUAAGAUACACCACUUAUGUUCCACGUUUUCAUUCUGUGAAAGAUAGAAUUUGUCUGCAAUCACUACCUUCUGUGAUAUCUUGCAUAUUGUUUGUCAACCUCAGAGCUAAAACAAUGUUCUGAAAUAUCUCAAGUCCUUUUAAUUAAGGUAAUUGUUAUGAUUUCUCAAUCUAAAAAAAGCUGCAGCACACCUGAACAGUCAAGUUACAAUUUGAAAUGAAAAUGUUUAUGAAGUCAGAACAACACUAGGUUCUUCCUGAAUUCUCAGUGCACUGCCAAGAUAAGCAUCCAGAUGAAGCUGAAAUAGUUACCUGAAUUACACUGAAUCCUCAAUGGCCCACCAAAAUUAGCACUUGUCUGACAUUGAUUUAGCAUCUGGAUGACAGUAAAUUUAAGUGGAACUUGAUUUUUGCCUUCAGGAAUCAGGGAGUGCUUCCCAGUAGAGCACCUGUGUCCAAUAGUGAAGCACAGGGAUUCUCUUUGACUUCAGCCUGCCAACAAAAAUAUGCUUUCCAUAACGAGCUGUACAUUGUGUCCUUUGUUAUCAGCCUCACUCAUGACCACAGCAAUAUUUACAUCACAUUACAUAUGACCUUCAUAUUUCAUUGCUGCAACUCAUCCUCAGGGACAAAGCUCCAUGUUAUAAAAACUCAGGCAGUUGUAAAACACAGCAGCCCUGUGUAUUUAGCAACAGGUCAUGGUGAUAAGUUUGCCCUGGAGUUCAGCUGGCUAUGCACUGAACGCAGAGUUUGAUUUCAAAGUCUGUCCUGAUAAUCAAAGCUUUCUGUGAAACAGUAUUUAAGCACAUGAGUGUCAUGAUAACCCUCUAAAUUCUACUACAGCAGUUAAAUCCUUGGCAAAUGAGGGAGGUUUCCAGGGCAGGGACAACAGAACUUUUUCAGACACAAGACUUACACUUUGUAAUUUGUUCCCACAGCAUACAGAACAAGGUUUAUAAAUAAAUGCUCUUUGAUCUGCCUCUUCCCAAGAUCCUUACAUGUAUACACAAGUAUACAUAUAAACACACACACUUUUGUGCACACACACUCAAAAUACGAAGCUUCAUGUCCUAAAAGCUGAGGAGGAAAAGAGAUGUUUAUUUUAAAGACAUUGGAUACUUUGGUAAUAGAGGAAAAAUUUUUGCUCUGAAGACCCUACUUGCGUGUUCUCUUUAGUCUCACUGCAGUAAAAUUCACUGUUCCUCAAGCCUGAAGGUACACCAGUAGGUAAUGUAUUGGUUUUAAAAAUGUAGUUUGUCAUUUUAUGACACCUGGAGAACAAUUUCCAUGCAUCAACAAUAAACAAUUUUCUUACCACUUAAA
Cyanistes caeruleus (blue tit) is the source of this 4295-nucleotide messenger RNA. It is a transcript of the gene RANBP3L, whose product is annotated as RAN binding protein 3 like. Gene Ontology annotation, biological process: protein export from nucleus. Lineage: Eukaryota; Metazoa; Chordata; Aves; Passeriformes; Paridae. The record is from RefSeq and is a predicted model, not a curated record.